This is a messenger RNA of Hymenoscyphus albidus, 2132 nucleotides long. Lineage: Eukaryota; Fungi; Ascomycota; Leotiomycetes; Helotiales; Helotiaceae. The record is from the annotation of a GenBank genome assembly.
GAAUCAGUUGGAUUCUGUGUCUGAAGGACUCGUAUUUUGCUCAGUCGAUCGGCGCAUCAUCCCCUCGCUUGGCCAUGCAGGAACAAGCAGGAACAAGCAGGCGCAGAAGCAGCGCCAUGGCCAAAGCUGCCUCCAAUUGGUCUCCGGAUGCUUGAUUGUAUGGGUCGGCUCGAACCCCCUUUUGACUGGGCCAUCACCCUCCUUGGACCUUGGUCCAGUUGGUGGUCGCAGACUCGCAGCGCCAGCCCAUAAAUAACUUUCUCCCCCAGCGCCAAGGCAGCCCUCUCUCUUCCUCUCCCUCCUCUCAUCCCAUUGCACCAACAGUCUCUACGACAUCUUGUGUUCUCUGAGUCUCUCGUCCCAUCUCCUUUACACUCUCGGGUGUACCACUGUCUUUGACGCCUUUUCUACGCUGCUCUCCUUCUUCUUCUUCCAUCUUUUGCCCAAAUAAUAUUUCCAUUUCAAGCUCACAUACAAAUAACACACUCAAAAAUGCGCUCUACAUCCACUUUGCUUGCCCUUGCGGCAGCCAUCUCCUCAGUGACUGCUAACCAGGGUUUCAACUUUGGUGCGGCCAACACUGAUGGAACCUUCAAGUUCGAAAAGGACUUUGAGGCGGAAUUCACCGCUGCAAAGAACCUACCCGGUACCAACGGUGGAUUUAACUCUGCUCGUAAGCAUCCCCUGAAGAACUCUGUCUGAGCGCAAUAUGCUAAAGCCUGUUCUGUUCAGGUCUAUAUACCAUGAUUCAAGGUGGAAGCUCGGUCAACGAGCCAAUCCAGGCCAUCCCAGCUGCCAUCAAGACCAAAACCACCCUCCUCCUCGGUCUCUGGGCCUCCGCUGGCCAGGGACCAUUCGAUGCUGAAAUCACUGCCUUGAAAUCCGCCAUCGCCAAAUGGGGUUCCGAGUUCACUGAUCUCGUCGUUGGUAUCUCAGUAGGAAGUGAGGAUUUGUACCGUGCUUCUCCAAUGGGUAUCAAGGCUGGAUCUGGAUACGGUGCCGACUCCAUCACCAUGGCAGCUUAUAUUGGUAAACUCCGAGAGGCUGUUAAGGGAACUGCAUUAGAAAAAGCCCCUGUUGGACACGUUGAUACCUGGUAUGGAACGCUCGUAUCAACGAGAAGACGACGCGCUAACAUUUUCUAGGACUGCUUGGGUCAACGAAACCAACAAGGCCACCAUCGAUGCUUGCGACUGGAUCGGUGUCGACGCCUACCCAUACUUCCAAGAUACCAUGUCCAACGAUAUCAGCAGCGGAAAGAAUCUCUUCGAGGAUGCUUUGACUGCCACCAAGAACGCUAUUGGAGGAAAGGAACUUUGGAUUACCGAAACCGGAUGGCCAGUCAGCGGAAAGACCCAAAACCUUGGUGUCGCAUCUACGGAGAACGCCAAGUUGUUCUGGGACGAAGUUGGAUGCCCACGAUUCGGAAAGACCAACAUCUGGUGGUACACUUUGUACGAUGACGACAGCACCACCCCAAGCCCAAGUUUCGGUGUUAUGGGCAAGGGAAUGAACGGUCCUCUAUUUGAUCUCUCCUGCAAAAACAUCAGCACCCCCACCUCAUCCUCCGCAUCUUCUUCCGCUACCCUCAAGGCAACCGCCUCUGCAACUGGUUCUGGUUCUGGAUCCGCAUCUCCCACUGGAGGAGCUUCUUCCGGCGGUUCAUCUGGCUCAGGAUCCAACGGUACUGUGACUGUACCAAACAAGCCAAACUCGCCAGUUUCAUCUCCAGGGGCCGCCACAUCAGCAGUCAUUGCUGGCAGCUCGGGAUCCAUGAUCCAAGCGUCGUUCGUCGCCGUCUUCGGAUUCGCGAUGGCCGCCGUUCUCGUUUUGUAAAUUUGAAUAGGAUCAUCAUAAUGAAAAUGGGAAGGCGUCAAAAUAAGUCAGUCAUGGGCACAUGCACGACACUGGAUUGUACAGGCGUAUCUAUUUUGGAACCAGCCAAUAUAGCCAAAUUUUGGGUGGCCAUGGCUGCAUAGGUAAUCACAUCUGGUGGAGGAGUUUUUCUACAACUACGAAGGUCUCACAUUUUCUUUUCUUUUUGGGGGCGACCGAAGCACAUUUUCAGGACCCCGCCAUUGUUUGUUAUAGACUAGUUCGUUGUAAGCAUAAUGAGGCUCAAAUAGAACGAA